AUGAAUGAUAAUUAUCAAUAUUGGAUGAUACUUCAAGAGAAGAGUGAUCUUUUUCAUACACGAUCAGCAUCUGUUCGUUGUGAUCGUCGACAACAUCUAUUAAUUUUCGAUUAUUUAGUUGAUAAAAAUACAUCGACAUCUUCAGCUGCUUCAACACUUAGUCUAACUGAUAAUUCAAGUGUAAUAAGUGGACAAUCAUCAAAAACUGUUGAUAGAAAUACAACUAUUUAUCUUGAACGUAUUCAAUAUAUACAACGAGGUGAUGGUACGAAUACUGGACGUUCAGCACGUAAUUAUCAUCAACUUAAUCAAAAUGGUCGUCAUCGUCCUAAUCAAAAACGAUUAGAAAUUUUCUAUUGGGCUGAUGAACCUCGUUCGGAAUAUCUUUAUAAAAGUGUUUCUUUUCAAAUAAAGAAACUCGAAAAUGAUUUUAAUGCAUGGGUUGAAGCUCUCUAUGCAGCUAUUGAUGAAGCAAAAAAUCUCAAUGAAGCAGCUAAACGAAAUCGAUGGAUUUUACGUGAGUAUGAGAAAAUACGAGGACUAACUGGUUUAACACUUGAUUCACUGAAUGGAUGGUUAAAUUCUCAUAUUGGUCUUAUUGGUGAAAAAGCUAAUGUUGCAAAUUUUAUUAAACAAACUGAUUUAUCUUCUCAAUCAAAUGAAAUAACUGAUGCAGUAUUUAAAGCAACAUAUCAACAUUUUGUUAAUAAACAACAAGAAAUUCUUACUAAAACUCUCAUGUCUGAUCUAAUAGGAGAAAAUCGAAUUUCAAUUGAAAAAUUUGCAGCACGUGUUACUAAUAAUGAACUUCAAUUAGUACCUUCGGAAAUCUCUAAUAUUCGUCAAUCAUUAGACUUACCAACAGGUCAAACAGAAAUUAGUUUUAAAAAAAUGAUUAGUUAUUUAUGGUCCGAUGCUAAUUCGGCAUUUGAUCCAUUAACUCGUCGACAAUGUACUGAUGAUAUGGACCAACGAUUAAAUCAUUAUUGGAUAUCAUCAAGUCAUAAUACAUAUUUAGCUAAAACUCAAUUAUUUAAUCCAGCUUCAGUUCAUUGUUAUAUUCAAGCAUUAUUAAAAGGAUGUCGAUGUAUUGAAAUUGAUGUUAUUGAUAAUCGAACUACUUUGGAACCAGAAAUAACACAUAUAAGAACUCCGAUUAAACCAAUACCAUUACGUGAUGUUCUAGAAGCUAUUCAAGAUUAUGCAUUUGUUACUAGCGAAUAUCCAAUUAUAAUAUCUAUUGAAAAUCAUUGUUCACCUGAACAACGUUUUAAAAUGGCUCAAAUGUUUAUUGAAAUAUUUGGUGGUAAUAAUGCAUUAAUGUUAACACAACCAAGUGUUGAUGCCGAUGAACUGUCAAGUCUUCCAUCAUUAUCUGUUCAAGGACAUGUACAAAUCUAUAGUUUUGCUAACAAAGGUUGGCUUGAUUAUAAUUAUACAAUUACAAAUGGUGAUGUAUACUUUGCUAAAGAUGAUGAAGCACAAAAAAAUCGAAAAACAACUGAUGAUCAAAGUGAUGAAGACACUGAUAAAAACGAUCUUUCAAAUAAUGAUUUAACACAAAUUUGGUAUCAUGGAGCUCUAUCACAUGAGGAGGCUCGACGUCUCCUUUUAUCCAAUGCUGGUUAUGAAGUUGGAGCUUUUUUAAUACGAAGAAGUUUAAAUAAAAAAAAAUAUUGUAUUUCAUUUCUUGCACCAAAUUGUGUUGUUAAAAGUAUUGAAAUAAAUGAAAGACAGCAUGAUGGAAAAACUGUUUAUGCAUUAACAAAUAAACAAUUUAAAUCAAUACCAGAUCUUAUUGCUCAUUAUCGAACAUAUGAUUUUGCUGAAGUUGUUCAAAAUUCGAAAGAAAAAGUAUCAUUUCGAUUAGGUAAACCAUUACCAAGAGAAAAAUGGCGUCAAGAACUUUUACGAAAAUCUUGGUAUCAACCAGAAUUAACACGAGAACAAACUGAACAAUUAUUAAAACAUAUUGGUGAAGAAAUGACAUUUCUUAUUCGAGAAUCAUCACAUCGUUAUUUACAAGAUUAUACAUUAUCUGUUUAUACAAGUGGUACAAUACGUCAUUCACCUAUUUAUCGUGAAGGUUCAGAUUUCAUGUUAAUGUCAAAAACAUUUACAAGUUUAGUUGAAAUGGUUCAUUAUUAUUCUCAUAAGCCAAUUUUCAAUAAUUUAACUUUACAAAAUCCUGCUAGACCAUAUUCAAUAUUGAAAUCUGAGCGACGUCAACAAUCAACACAAGAAAAUAAUCAAACUAUGGUUUUUAAACCAUUAAAUUCAACUAUUUCAUUGCAAGCUGAUAAAAUUCGAACAGGUCGUAUUGAUAGAAAUCUUGAUGAGGACGAAUCUGUUCAAGUUGAAUUAUAUACUUGUGAAGAUAAUACAAAAGAAUUUGAAGGUUAUUUAAUAAAAUUUAAAACAUGGGAUGAUUGGCUAUCAUUUAUAAUAAGAAGAACUUCAGCAUUAUCAGUAGUAACAAACUAUCGACAACCCGAUGAAAUUGCAAAUAAAACGCCACCUCUAGGAAUAAAUAAUCCAAAACUUCCAGCAUCGUCAAAAUCAGUUGAAUAUUCAAAAUUCUAUCUGGCAGAAUUUAAUAAAUUAAUUAUUUAUUGUCAAGGAGUUAAAUUAAAAGAACUUAAUAUUAGUAAAUCAGAAGAUCUUUUAGACAAAAUCAAAUCAUGUAAAGAAAUGAUAUCACUUAAUUUCGUCAAAGCAACAGCAUUUUGGUCAGAUAUUCGAUCAAUGAUAUUAUUUAAUCAAAAUCAUUUUACUCGUGUAUAUCCGGAUUUUUCAAGAAGAUCAUGGAAUUCACAUAACUUUGAACCAAUUCCACAUUGGUCAGCUGGUUGUCAAAUGGUAGCACUCAAUUUUCAAAUGCCUGGUUUCUAUGAAUUUCAAUCAUAUUCUAUUUAUUUUUAUCAAAUAUUAUUUUUAGAUCGUCAAAUGCAUUAUAAUGCUGGAAGAUUUGCAGCUAAUGGAGGUUCUGGUUAUAUUCUUAUGCCAAAAUAUAUACGUUUAUUUAAUAAAUAUAUGCCUGAAAUUGAUACAUUAUCAAUGUUAAUAAAAAUUCGUGUUGUAGCUGUUCGACAUUUACGUACAGAUCAAGCAAAAAGUAUUAUAAAAGUACAAAUUAAAAUCACAAUAAUUAGUAAAAAGAAAUCAGCUGAAAAUCAAAUUUGUUCAACAACAAUUAAUGGCCCAUGUGGUAUCUGGGAUUCGAAACAAUCAACAUCUAAACAUGAUCAACUUCAUGCCGAUAAUCGUCUUCAAUCAGAUAAUAGUGAGGUUGAUCUUUUAUAUUUUGAAGUAUUAACUGAUAAUGAAGAUUUUUGUGGACAAUCAACUAUUCCAUUAUCAUCAUUGAGAGCAGGCAUUCGAUCUUUACCACUGUAUGAUAAAUUCAAUGAACGUUUAGAUAUGAGCACUCUUCUUCUUGAUAUUAAUUUUAAAGCUGGUAUUAUAUUAUUAAUUAUAUUUUAA
Messenger RNA from Adineta steineri, 3483 nucleotides. Lineage: Eukaryota; Metazoa; Rotifera; Eurotatoria; Adinetida; Adinetidae. The record is from the annotation of a GenBank genome assembly.